Molecule: messenger RNA, 4794 nt
Organism: Scomber scombrus (Atlantic mackerel)
Lineage: Eukaryota; Metazoa; Chordata; Actinopteri; Scombriformes; Scombridae
Gene: kitlga
Product: kit ligand a
Exons: 10
Coding region: 267-1079 (270 amino acids)
Biological process (GO): cell adhesion; positive regulation of cell population proliferation
Cellular component (GO): plasma membrane
Molecular function (GO): cytokine activity; stem cell factor receptor binding
Source: RefSeq, a predicted model, not a curated record
CUCAAGCUUUCAGUGUCUGGAUCUAUGGUGUAGCUAGAUGGGCUAGAUGCCACUCGCCAGUAGCCUGCAGGUUGCAAAGGUUGAAAGUUUGACUUCAAAAUCGUUCCGUUCUUCUUCUUCUUGGGGCUUUUUUUUCUCCUCUGCUUGGAUACUACUGAAUUAGGCAUUGGAUAUGUGCACACAGGAUGAUGACAACCCCUUUCCUCCCCGUAGAAGUAAAAUAAAAUAGGCUUUCGCACACGCUGGAUUUACUCCUGUCGUUCCAUAUGAAGAAGUCAAAAAUUUGGAUACGCGUCUGUGUCCAUUUACUACUGUUCAUCACGUUUGGGGUACAUUCAAGUAAAUUUGACGUCAACCCAGUAACAGAUGACAUCUCUAGACUCUCUGUUUUGAGACAAAAUAUUCCUAAAGAUUACAAAAUUCCUGUACAUUACAUUCCAAAAGAGGAGGGUGGGAUGUGUUGGGUCAAAUUAAAUGUCUUCUACUUGGAGGAGAGUUUACAAGAAUUAGCACAUAAGUUUGGAAACAUUUCAUCCAACAGAAAAGAUAUUAGCAUAUUCAUCCAAAUGCUCCAAGAACUACGGAUCAACAUGGAUUCUGUGGAGCCGAUCAUGUACGAUUUUGAGUGCCACUACAGGGAAGAGAGGUGGCAGACAUCGCGAUACUUUGACUUUGUUAAAGACUUCCUUAUAACUGCACAGCAUAGAGAAGAUUCGGAUGACUGUGAUCCUCCACCCUGUCCCACCACACCAUUCACAGUAAAAACAGAAACAUCUUUUAAAGAAUCACCCAUAUUCAACAGUGACACAACAGAGUGUGAUUUGCCCGGCUGCAAAACACGUAAACCACAAAGGCUCCUGCCCGAGUUGGUGGAGCGAAGCCUUCUCUCCCUACUGUUCAUUCCACUCCUAGCCCUCGUAUUCCUGCUUGUGUGGAAGGUCCGGUCACGAAGAAACGAGGAGGAUCUUCAACAGAAUCCUGGAGAAGUUGGACUCUUCACAGGAACAGAAGGGACUGCACCUCCACUAGAUGCUGAAAUAUCAGAAAAAAACAAGUUGAACGUCAUUGAAAUAGUGUAACGCAACCCCUUCGAUGUUCUCCAGCGUAAUUGGGCUCUACUAUGUUCUCCUGUUGGUGUCCAAAGGUGAUGAAAAACAAACAUGAAGCUGAAUUCCAUAAUGAGAUCUCAGAGGUGAAAGGCCUGUUUUUGACUGCUCUUCAGAUACACAAUGGCUUCACAAUUGCCAUGACCAAGAUUUUUCUGGUUAAACCACGCCUGCUACUGUAUGGAUAAGCUUGCCUUUCUUAUAAGACUUAUAAAAAACCCACGCUUUUGAAAAAGACUGUGAGAUUUUAGCAGAGAGAAACCCCCGUACUGCAAACCCCCCCCCUCUGGAUUUCUCUGGCUUCCGCGAAUUAUCCAUCAGAACCUGCUGCAUCAUGAACUCUUUGGGGACAACUUUUGCUUCCCCAUUAGCACGUUGCUACAGUCUGCGUCUUUGUUUCUGUGUUUUUGGGCCCACCAGUUCAUCUUCAAACAACAAAGAGAGAGAGAGUGACUGACACUGGUUAUCUCUUGUAUGAACUGAGGCAUGAAUUACUACCUCCGGUGACCCUCAUGUUAACCACAUUCGUAACACCUAUACAGUGUCCUCUUAGUCUGGGGUUUCCCAAAGACUAUAAUGUUUAACAUUGUAGUUCCAAGGUGUAGUCACAUUGUUUAUCAUGUGCCCAAGGGGCUGUAUGAUGUAUUUAUUUAUUGGUGGCGCCACUGAGCUGCUGCUGUUGAUUCAAUUAAAAUGUUUCUAGCGAUCAGUUAAGAUUAAAUUUUGCUAAUGGGUCACAUUUAAAGAACAACCAGUAUACUAACACAUCAUGAACCCAAAAACACAUUCCUGAACAAGCGACAUUUCUGCGUCUGAUAUUGUUUGUAUUUUGGUGUACAGUAUAUGACGGGGGUGAUUAAGCUGUGUGAAUGGAUUACAUGGAGAGAAAAAGACAUAUAUACAAAGCUGCUUUGACUAACUUACAUUUAGACCAUUAAAAAACUGCAAUGACAUUCUGUUAAUGAGUAUCAGGGAUGACUUCUGUGGAUCCAGGAAUUUUACAAAAAGGUGUGUCAGUGACAGACCCAUGUAAGACAAAGAUAGGCCUCCCAUGGUAAUUAUUAGUUAAACAUUGCCUUUAUUUUUUACUUAUCUCACCUUUAUGCUUGCAAGACAGGAACUGUUACAGGAGAGCUCAUUGAGAUCAUAGAGAUCAUUCCUCUAUGAAAGGAAAAGAAACUAAAUUGCGAAAUUUCUAAAAAAAUAAAAUAAAAUUUAAAAAAAAAGAUAAAAAAAAUUUAAAAAAGGAGAAAAAAAAAGAAACAUGUUUUUUUUUAAGGAAAAUAGGAAGAACUCAUACAGUAAGAUUGAAUAUACAAAUUCUAUGUAAUUUUUGAAAAAAAAAAUAUUAAAAAUGUAAUAAACUAUCAAUUCUUGACUGUUCAUUCAAAAACAAAAUGUACUCGCAAAUCAAACCCUCCAGCUUAGACUGUUCACACACCAGGUUUAAUCUGAUUCCUGACUUGCCUUCGUCCGGUAUCAGAGCUGUAUGUGCAUGACGAAAACCCCCACACACUAAAACACAUUGUAGAAACUAUCAUUUAUUGAGAAUUAAGAGCUGAAACACUGAAGGAUGAUACCACUGUUUAUGACAUUUACAGACAAACGCACCUUAGUUAUCUUCACAAUCCACAAAGCUCACCACAUGGAAAUGCCAUGCAGACCUAAAUAUCAAUUUUGCCUUAAAGUUGCGCCAUAAUACACUGUCAAAGGAAGUGCAGUGUCAUCUCCUUCACAUACUGAGCUGUAGCACAGUGGUGUAACUUUCAAAAAACUAAAAAGUUUGUAAAAGAGUUGUUUUUCUUUGGUAUGCAAAGAUCCAGUGAAGGGCAAGAAAUCAGUUAUUUGAAUGCAAAUCUAAAUAGUUGACAGUGAGGUCCAAUGCCCCCCUCCCUACUCCCUUUCCUUUAUGUACUCUCAGUACCCUGUUUCAGUGACAUCAGAUAUAUCGGAUUCAAGAAAGGCAACAGGUUUAAGAACAUCUAAGCAGGAGGCGACUCCCACGUAGCCUUUCCCAAACACAAAGUAGAUCAUUGAUGAAUUAUAGGUGUUAGAAUGAUGAUCAACAUUACUAAUGACAAUGAGCUAAGAGGUAGGAGUGUGAACAGGACACGCUCGUUGUGACCUAAUCAGGCCGCCCUGCUGCAGAUAUUUGACAGCGACAAAGUGGCAGGACACAAACAUCUGUUUCUGUAUCUAGCUUGAGUAUUUCUAUCAUGUUUGUGGUCUUACAUUGUACCAUGUCCAUCCUUGGUUUUGUGCCUUGUUUGAUUAGUGUGAUUGAGUCUGUCUAUGUUUCUGUGUGGCAACAGAGAGUGGGGAGAUCAUUACAGGGCAGAUUAAAAAAUCUCACCACAAUAACCCAGCAGAUAUGAUUCAAAAUCAACAUCAACUUUUUUUAAAAAUAAACUCAAAACCAUGCAGUUUAGCUGCUUGACCUGUGCUAAGUUAAAAUUCGGAAGACAGUUUUCUGGAAAAGCGGUGCUUCAGUAUGUGAAAACUUUAUUGGUAGAACAAACUGCAGUGGUUGUGACAUUUCUAUCCACACGUUACAUUUUAGCCUUUGUAACCUUUAGGAAACAGUUCAUCUGGUAACUCUUCUUGUUUCAUGUGUAUUUGGGACUAUAUGUUGGGAAUUUUUUUCUUAUAGGAGACGAGAGUAUAUUGUGCAAAAUUGAAUCUGUGUUUGAAAAACAAUGUAUACCACAUUGGUGUUCAUAUAGUUCAGAGCAACAGUACCUUUCAGCAUCAAUAGCUGGAAUUCUUUGGUGUGGUAAAGUAUGUUUGUUGUGUUGAACUGCAAGAUCAUUUUAUUCAUUCAAAAAUGCAUUUUUGAACAAUACUCUAUUAAUAGUGACAUAUUCCCUGUGCCAUAUUUUUUAUGGCAGUUUAGAGCUGAGUCUGUGUUAGAAGAUGUAUACCACAUUGGUGUUCAUAUAGCCCACAGCAACAAUACAUUUUAGUUUGAAUGUCUGAAAUCAGUGGUGUUGAAAAGUAUUGUUUUUAAAGCUUUUAGCCAGAUAUUUCCAUUCAAAAAUGCAUUUUUGAACAAUAUUGGAACAUACAGUACUAUCUACGACAGUUUAGACCUGAGACUUUCUCUGCGAUCAUCUUUAGGUUUCGCUUGUCUACAUGAAGUCUAUUACGUGCAGUGCCCAGUAUUCUGACAGAGACACAGGCUAGUCUAGCCACAAACAAACUAACAAGGUAUACUAUGUCAAAAGUUGCUUUUUAUACAUAGUCUAUGAAUAUCAUGAGCUGCAACAGGUCUAAGCUGUGAACAAAAAAACAAAAAAACAAAAAAAAACAUGGUCUCCCAUUUUCCUGUCUAUGCAAGAGCCAAAAGAGUCCGUAUGUCUGAUGCAUGGAAGCCAGACACUGAGUAAUUUCAUGCAUUAGUCGAGAGAAUGACUGCCCUGAAAUACUGUUCCUAUGUGGGUUGUUAUGUGGUCUGAGAGUGAGUAGAGCUGCAUCUUGAACAGUGCUUUCGGGCUCAAGUGAUCCAAUCCAUCCCACUUCAGUGGGAAAAUCAAAUGGCUCUAGGCAGGAAAUAAGUCUGGGUGCCAAAAAGCUAAUGUAAUUAUUGCCCGGUUGGUAUUCUGGGUGAAAACUCUACUGUAUUCUGUAUUUUUGUAUAAAUGUAAACAAACAUAUAUGAGAUAUGAAUAAAGUACAUGUAUCCAACUGU